AUGGUCGCUCUUCCUUCCCGGCCUUUUCAUUGGCCGGGCGGUAUUCCUACCGAGGUCAAAGCGGACCCCAACAACGAUAUCACACCCGACGAAAUCGAGGAGCAGGCCAAAGGGUGUUUGGAAAUGAAUCUCCCUGUUAUUGACAUCUUGGAAGAGACAAAUGUGCGUGAUGAGUUUCCAUUCGGGUUUGAUGGCGCGAGAGAUGGGUGGGAGAAGGAUAUUGGAAUAUACGCUCCUGGGUAUCUGGAAAUGGAGGCUACGGGCAUGGAGGCUGACUACGAUCAUGCUCGAUUGGUUGAACCUGACGAGGCCUUCGAAAUUUGA
Penicillium manginii is the source of this 324-nucleotide messenger RNA. RefSeq lists its product as uncharacterized. The record is from RefSeq and is a predicted model, not a curated record. NCBI's taxonomy places the organism in Eukaryota, Fungi, Ascomycota, Eurotiomycetes, Eurotiales, Aspergillaceae. Bases 1 to 324 code for a protein of 107 amino acids. The transcript is spliced from 2 exons.